AUGUCGACCGAAAUGGACGUGGACACCGCCCCCCCGGCCGACCCCAAGAACGGCGCCGUCGCCUCGCCUACUGCCACAGCGGACGCCAAAAAGUCGUCUGCAAACGCCGGCGCCGGCGCCGAGGCGCGCACGGCCCAGAAUGCGGUCGCGGUGCGCAGCAUCGAAGGCUGGAUCGUGAUCGCGACGAACAUCCAUGAGGAAGCCACCGAGGAGGACAUCCACGACCUCUUCGCUGAGUAUGGGGACAUCAAGAACUUGCACUUGAACCUGGACCGGAGGACGGGCUACGUCAAGGGCUACGUCCUGAUCGAAUACCCUACCCAAGUCGAAGCACAGGCCGCGAUCAAGGCACUGGACGGCGCAAAGCUCCUCGACCAGACCAUCUCCGUCGACUACGCCUUCGUGCGGCCACCGCCAAAGGACAAAGGAAGCCGCGCCAGCGGUGUCGCCAACAAGGGCCGCGGCGCCGGCGGCAGAGGGGGCAGGAGUCGAAGCCGCAGCAAAUCGCGGAGCAGGAGCAAGAGCCGGAGUCGGAGCCGCGACAGAGACCGGCGGAGGGACCGUGACGAGGACAAGAUGGAUAGAGAUUGA
Fonsecaea erecta is the source of this 591-nucleotide messenger RNA. RefSeq lists its product as hypothetical. Gene Ontology annotation, biological process: RNA splicing. Lineage: Eukaryota; Fungi; Ascomycota; Eurotiomycetes; Chaetothyriales; Herpotrichiellaceae. The transcript has 2 exons. Gene Ontology annotation, molecular function: mRNA binding. Gene Ontology annotation, cellular component: nucleus; cytoplasm; exon-exon junction complex. The record is from RefSeq and is a predicted model, not a curated record. The coding region runs from base 1 to 591 and encodes 196 amino acids.